UGCUCAUUGGAAUUUGAGAGAAUUGUUUAGAUUUGUUAAUACACCUUAACGUGAAGAAUUGAUUGUUUUUAGAGUUAAUUAUGUACAGGUGUUUCAAGAUCAUUUUCUUACCUAUCACUUUCAUAGUCUGCACGUGGUACUAGAACAACUUAAUCAGCAUGGACUUUGUUGAAGUUUUUGUUAUUUUUCUAUUUAAUAUUCCAUUUAUAAAAGGUGUAGAAUCCCUUGAACCAAACGAGCCGAGUUUUGAUGUCCCAUUAUUCAACAUUACAGCAAAAGCCGGAGACACAGCCAUUUUACCAUGUUCUGUACAACAGUUAGGUAACCACUGGGUAGCAUGGUUAGACCCAAGAGAAAAAGUUUUGACAGCAAGAGACCAGCGCAUUAUAUCAGAUGCGCGGAUAAGUGUAGAACGACCGUUUAAAGAUGACUGGAACUUAUACAUCAGGGAUGUUGAACAUUCUGAUGCUGGAAAAUACAUGUGUCAAAUAAACACUCAUCCAGUAAAAAUUAAAUAUGUUAUGUUAUAUGUACAUGAACCUCCAAGGAUUAUUGAGGAAUCAUCAACUAGUAAGAAAACAGCAAAAGAAGGUGAUACAGUGCAACUGUUUUGUAAUGCAACAGGAAUUCCGGAACCAACCGUAACGUGGUACAGACGUAGGUCUGAUAUAAAUCAUCCAGCAAAAGAAGUUGUUGGUCAGAAUGGAGAAGUUCUAAUAAUAUAUAACAUAUCCCGCUACUGUGAAGAUUUAUAUGAAUGUGUAGCAGUGAAUGGUAUACAACCAGCAGCAAGUAAAGAAAUUAAAGUUGUAGUGGAGUUUUCACCAGAGAUAUACUUAGUUCCAAAAAGAAUAAGUCAAGCAAUAGGAAAAGAGACUAUACUUGAUUGUCGUAUUACUGCUAAUCCACACAUAUAUAGUGCUUGGGUGAGGCAUGAACAAGAGAUAGAAAAUAAUUAUAAAUAUCAAAUUGAGCUAUAUACAGAGGAUAACAAAAACACAAUAACAUUAAGUCUGAGAAUAAAAAUGAUAGGACAUGAAGAUUUUGGAAAGUACAUAUGUAGAGCGUCAAACAAAUUAGGAAAAGAUGAAGAACUCGUCAUUUUAUCUGAAUUAGUGGUCAGAACAGAAGCACCUAGUACAACGGCAGAUAAAUUUAUUCAACCAACUACUAGACAUAAUUAUAUUGAUCCACAUGACCCAUCAUGGAAAGGUGGCCACGAAGACCAGUACUUCCCUCCAUGGUCUCAUGGAUACCAAAACUCCCCUGAAACAUAUGGUAGAAAUAAUGAUCGGACACAGGAGACUGGUACACCAAACGGAUCAACUAUUCCAACCAAGAAUGUAAUUCAUGUCCUGAUUCUGUCCACUGUACUAUGGUUGUGUUAUUCUUUUUGAUAAAAGUAAAUACAGACAAUGUGAUAGUGUUUAUGACCGAUAGGAUAUUUGUCAUGCUCAUGUGUAAAUUUAUUCAGACAUGAAACUGAUGCCAAAAAAAGUUGAGGUAUAUAAGUGGUACGCAACAACAUGGAUUUUGUAAACACUUUUCUGAAAUGUAACUUUUAUAAAGGUGUUUUAAAAUUACAUUACGAAAUUAUGUAUCAUCUUUUAUCAGCCAACUUAGUUCAAUUUCAAAAAUAAAGAUAAACUAACAAAAUAUCGAUGACAUUCAACGAGUAAAAAAAUAUACCUUAUCCUAACUUUGUCUGAAAAAAUCAGAAUAACUUUAAUGGUUUAUUAGGGCGCACAUGUUUCAUUAAGGUAAAUCAUAAGUAUAUACUUUUUGUGACAGAAUUUUCUUACAAUUUGCCCAAAUGAAGAUUUUACUAUGCUUUUUUCAAAAAUAUAAUAAAAACAAUACGUCUUCGUGCUAUUUUUCAAGGUAUGAGUUGUCGAAAAAGGCAUAAAUUCGCUUACAAUGUUAAUAAAAAAACACGUGCAUAAUUGUUUUUUUUUCUAUGAGAUAGAAUUUGAUAUAGAUUGUGAGAAUAUCGGUUUAAUUAUAUGUUUUAAGAAUAAAUAAAAUAAAAAAAGUGCCAGGGAACUUUUUUUCUUGCAAAAGUAAAAAUAACAAAUUUUCCUAUUACUCUAAAUGGCCUAUUUGAAAGUUGUUCAGCUUUGAUUUAUACAAACAUUACCCAUAUGUUUUACUUUUUGACAAAGUUCAAACUAUGUUUCGGAACAGUUCCUUUUUGAAAUGUUAGCUAUUUUUUCUUAUAUAGUAUGUACUUUAGGACUGGGCUUACAUUUGUUUCUUUAUCUUAAACAAACUUUAUAAAAUUAAGAAUGGGAAUGGGGAAUUCGUCAAAGAGACAACAGCUCGACCGUAUGUUUAUGUCUAAAUAUGCAAUACAAUUGAGAAUGGAAGUGCAAGCGAAAAAAUGAUGUAAAAUUGUUUGAUUCAGCUAUACCCAUACGGUUAAACAUCUUUAGUUUAACAAACCCUCUUGAAUUAAGUCAUACCAAUAUAAAAAUGAUGCAGUAGACUGUUUCCUAAACGUAAGUUUUAGUUACAAAUAAAAAUAUUGAAAAGUGUCUCAAAAGUUCCACCUUUUGUUGUUUUCUAAUUCAAUAUUUCAUGGUUUAUGGGAUUAAUUUUGAUCUCUUGCUCAAUAUUUGGUAUAAAAAAAUUCUAAAUUGAAAUAUUAUUAAAACUGAAUCAUUAAGCAUUGAAUUGAUGUAGAGAUAAUAGAAACAAAUUAAAAUUAUUUGAGAUUUUUGUGUGAAUUUUUAAUAUUGUUGCUUAAAAAGUUUUUGCAAUUAAGUGUGUUUUAGUCCUAUGCAACUGUAAAUAAGGGAUACCUUUUAACUUGCAUGAUCAUAAGUACAUGAUAAAGCGAAUAGAAGGGAACAUCAGGAAAAGUUAAACUUUGGUGUGAACAUAAAUCUGUGUAUGCAUGAAUAUAUUCUAUAAAGAAUGAUAGUAAGUUAUGAGUGUGUGCGAGAGAAAGAGAGAAAGUGAUUUGCCGUUGCCAAUCAAUUCGAAAUAACCAUCAUU
Mytilus trossulus (common blue mussel) is the source of this 2997-nucleotide messenger RNA. Its product is annotated as lachesin-like. Gene Ontology annotation, cellular component: neuron projection. The coding region runs from base 159 to 1397 and encodes 412 amino acids. The transcript is spliced from 9 exons. The record is from RefSeq and is a predicted model, not a curated record. NCBI's taxonomy places the organism in Eukaryota, Metazoa, Mollusca, Bivalvia, Mytilida, Mytilidae.